CGAUCUUAUUCAAUAAUCAAAAUAUAUAUCAAUAUAAGAAAAACGGGGAUUUCAAUGGCAGCUUUGAAAGUGAGGGGACGAUGUUAGGAAAGCAGAAAACCGAGGUUGCAUCUUUGUUUGUGUCUAGCUACCUAAGCAGUAGGUGUCUACGUAGGGAGGUGUGUUUUAUGAGGUUCGCUGUGGUUGCGCCGUCAGACUGGUGACCCUGGUGACCGCAUUCACAGCCACCCUUUUAUAUAUAUGUGAAGUGAAGUUGGAGUUGAGGUUGAGGUUGAAGUUGAAGUGAAAGGGUUAAACAGCCAAGCCUUGCUCCAAGCUCCCUCCCGUCCGUGUCCCCGCAUCGCGCCUGUAACGCGAUCAAUUUGGGAAAUUUAUAACCUCAUCCAUCGACCACAACUCAAUUUCUACAGAAUUUCUGUAUGGCUCAUGCACCCUAGAAAAUGAAUAUGUUGUGAACCAAAUGUGCCGGUUUGAGUUAUUGGGUACCAUUUUAUUGUUAUAUUACGACUUGGCAGAUUGGUUUAGGGACAGGAAGGAAAAUCGGUACGGGCUACCAGCGCAUUCCACUGCGACUUCUGAGUUUGCUGAUUGUAAAAAUAUCCAGUCCUCAGCGAAAAUGCUCCACGAGAUACUCCUCUCACUCUCAGGACAUCCGUCUCCGCUCCUCACUGCCGAUCAUACAUCCUCAUCCUCGAUCCUCUCCCCCUCAGAAAGGUCCCUCCUCUCCUCUGUCGCCCAUCUAAGUGACCUUCACUGUAGGCUCCUCGCGCAUACAAAUACUAUAUCUUCGAAGCACUCCUCGAGCAUCUGCAAAGCUGUUGCUACAUCUAUAAGCUCCGUGCAUCUUGUAAGCUUUCAGCGGAAAGUCCUUGAGGUUGAGAAUGGUAUCUUGCGCAAAGAUUCUGGGAGUGUGGGUGCAUAUAAUAUUGUGCCGCUAACAUUUAUCGUGGAGAAGUUUUCUGGAUGGACAAGGCGGAUGGAAUGGUUCUUGGAGAUUGUGGACUUCAUGAUGCAAGAUGUGGGCGGAAAGAAGUGUAGUGGGGCAAUGGUCAUCGACAAGUUAUGCAAUGCUAUACAAACAGGAUAUGCAGAUAUAGAGGAGGCAGCACUAAGUCUAGUGAAGGUUGCGCAGACUGCUUGGCUGAAGCAGGUAUCGGCCUGGAUUCUCUACGGACGGCUACCGAGUUUUGGUCGCGGGGAUUUCUUCGUUCAAGAGGAUGAUUCUGAGGUACAAUUUCAUGCUCAUUGCUUGAAUAAAAAGCCGCUGACUGGUCUGAUGAUAGGACUACAAGACUAAUAAGGACUUGUUGCCAGCAUUCGUGUCGGAUUCCACUGCCUCAUCGCUUCUUUUCAUCGGACGAUCCUUAAACCAUAUUCGAGUCAAAGGCAUCUCUUCGGCAUCAUCUCCAGAACUCGACCUAUUAUCCUCUCAUUUACGACAAUUGUCUACCCUCCAGUUUCCAAUCAAUGGCGCCAAUUUCGCCAGAGUCAUAGCCGCUAUCCGUCUUUCCCUAUCCCAAACUACUUUACAAAAGCUCUUGCCGUUGAGCAAAGUCAUUGAAGUCUUGACAUUACUACGAGAGUUCUUUUUGCUUGGUCGAGGGGAAUUUGCCAUAGCGUUGAUAUCUGAGGCCGAUGAAAAGAUUCGAUCACGAUGGAGAAGAUCCGGAAACUCGGGAUAUGAGAAGAAGGAAGGCCUGGGAAAUAUUGUUGUGAAGGAAGGGGAAGUCUCUGCUGUCCUUGCUAGGACCUGGGCUGCGAUGGGCGCACAGCAAGGCCAGAACGAUGAAGAGGAUGAUGACGAUUUGCUUGAACUUGCAAGAGAUCUUGUUCAGUUGAGUAUUACAAUGGGAAAUCCGAACACACAAGGAAAAGCCAGCUUAAGAGCUUCGCAAUCUUCUGUGAUUGUCUCCACCCCUUUCCGGAAUCUCCUUCUUUCGAUUCCCGUGGCUCUUACAAUGCACAUCCCUUCGCCAUUAGAUCUAUUCCUUACUUCAUCUGACAUUCAGAUGUAUUCAAGCAUUAAUGCUUAUCUUUUAGCAGUUCACAGGGCACAUCUGCGGCUCACUAAUCUUUGGAAGAUAACUUCUUUACGUCGCGAUCAUCCAGCACCUCCUGGCCCACCGUUUGGAAGUUCUACUUUUGGCCGAAAGAACGUUCUCACGCUUCGAAGUAGAGCUAAAGAACGUUCUCACGCCAUGCGUAGCGUAUGGGCAACGAGCAGCGCUGCAGUCUUCUUUUUAGGCGAGACAGAAGCAUAUCUUCAAGGCGAGGUUGUACAAGGAACAUGGUUAGGCUUUACAGCUUGGCUCACAGGAGAGACGCAGGCAUCAACGUCACAAGAUGAGGAUGAUAUCUGGCUGCAAGCUGCCAAACAAUCGACCUCGAGGAAUACCAGCCACAACCAUGAUCCACAAACACUCGCAGAUGCACAUAGGAGAUACCUCGCUGCUUUAGCAUCCAAUCUUCUUCUAAAUACAUCAACUUUUACAAACCCGUUAUACUAUCUACUGCAGCAAAUCGACCACCUCGUAGCUCUUGUCCACCGCAUUCAUUCUAUCUGGCAAUCGCUGGAUCUUGAAGCUGAUGAGGGAGUAGUAGAUGCAUUCUCUGACUUUCACAAAGAAGAACAGGAUAUCAAAGAACAGCUUGUAACAGUUGCAAGACGGGUGAAAGAUGCAAUUGAAGAAUUAGUUAAAACUCUACGGGACAUAGACCAAGAUAAGAAUGGCUGGGACAGUGGAUAUGAAGAACUCGUCUUGGGAGAGGAAGGUGCAUACGUUCCUGCUAAAGUUGGCAGAGUGGACAGGCUACUGAUGAAGCUUGAUUUUGGAGGCUGGUUUGAUAAAAGGGGUAAUGAGGAAACAGGAGAUGUUUUUGAUGAUUUGGGCGAUUAUGAUUAAAUGAAUUAUUGGUUUUUGAAACCGCAAGGAAGGGAAAAUGGACAAUACCCAGGCGUUCAGGCAACGGCUGUAUGAUUAUGAAUUAACAAGAAAGCGUAUUGAUCAAUAAUCAUUUUGUCAGCCAGUUUAUAGAACUACUAUUUCAAGUGGGUGAAAGGUUGUUUAGUUGGAUUUGAUUGCU
This is a messenger RNA of Sclerotinia trifoliorum, 3084 nucleotides long. The record is from the annotation of a GenBank genome assembly. Lineage: Eukaryota; Fungi; Ascomycota; Leotiomycetes; Helotiales; Sclerotiniaceae.